Molecule: messenger RNA, 481 nt
Organism: Penaeus vannamei (Pacific white shrimp)
Lineage: Eukaryota; Metazoa; Arthropoda; Malacostraca; Decapoda; Penaeidae
Product: cuticle protein 7-like
Cellular component (GO): extracellular matrix
Source: RefSeq, a predicted model, not a curated record
CUCGUGGACCGCACUAUAAAGCGGACUUAGUGAGUUACAGGAGCAUCACACUUCAUCUAUCUUCACCAUGUUCACCAAGACUAUCGUUGCCCUCGCCCUUGUGGCCGUUGCUGCAUCUGCUCCUUCUCUACCAGCCUAUGGCUAUGCUCCUCAGCCAGCCUAUGAGGUCCCUGCCAAGUACGACUUCAACUAUGCUGUGAAGGACGACUACUCCGGCAACGACUUCGGUCACCAAGAAGCUCGCGAUGGUUAUAAUACUCAGGGUUCCUACUACGUCCAGCUCCCCGACGGUCGUCUGGAGAAGGUCGCCUACACUGUCAACGGCGACUCCGGCUACGUGGCCGAGGUCAGCUACGAGGGUGAGGCCCAGUACCCCGAGUACAAGCCUGCCUACAACCCAGUACCUGUCUAUAAGCCUGCACCAGUCUACGCCUAAAUGAAAUUUUAAAUUAUGAUGCAUAUUUAUUAAACAGAAGUCUAC